AGCUCUAAUUUGAACUUUCACAGACUCCGAUGGGCGGUGUUGGAACAAGUUGUACGGUGUGAUCAGUUAUCCGUGAAACAUUCGGCUAACACAGAACAAAAAAUCAAACGCACUAGCUGGAGAACUAUAAUAACACGUCACUCGGAAGGCGACUUGCCACAGUUGCCACAUACUCAUUCACAUUAGCCGGGUAGCAGGUUGAUGUCACACGAAGGACGAUGGUUAGGUACGCAAAAAUUUAGGAAUUUGCCAUUUUUAAAUUGAGACCUUUUUCCAAAUGAGCCUAAAGAAGGAGAAUCAACUAUGAACAUCCGAUUUUUGCCACUGCAAGGUAAUGGGAAGGCGUGGGCAAACCGAGAUGGAGUGGUCCGAAAGCUGCAGUUUCCACGUCCAUCCUACAGACUGAUGCCUUCACACGAAUGAGGCCAAGACGCUGAGCACAUUCUUCAUCAUGGGCAGGAUCAACUUUUCCUGCCUUUUUCCGGCCUCCUGGCAUUUCAGUCUGCCAUCCCAGAUCCUUCCUCGCCUUUUGCUCCCUUCAUCCAGGCAGCUGUUCUUUAUUGGCCUGCUUUUCUUUCUCCUGGGAGUAUUUUACCUGCUGCUGGUCACUGGAAAAUUGCCCGCCAGCUGGACUGCCAAGGAAAACCACUUCCACAGGCACUUGGCUCGUGUGACAGACCUCGACACAACAGACGCAAGCAAUCCUGACCUGAACUAUGGGUUGGUAGUGGAUUGUGGCAGCAGUGGCUCCAGAGUCUACGUGUACUGCUGGCCCAGUCACAACGGCAAUCCCCACGAGCUCCUGGACAUUCGGCAGAUGAAGGAUCAAAAUCGCAAGUCGGUGGUCAUGAAGAUCAAGCCAGGCAUGAGAUUGCAUUUGAAAUGGAUGACAGUAAUAAUUCUAUGUGAUAAGCAGGAUGAUGGUGUUUGUUGUUUGGUCCGUCUUAGAUGUUUCAUCUUGUUGCAUUCAGGGAUUUCUAACAUGGCUCAAACACCGGAGAAGGCCAGUGACUACAUCUAUCCACUCCUGAGCUUUGCAGCUCAACACAUUCCCAAAAACAAGCACAUGGAAACACCUCUUUACAUCCUGUGCACAGCUGGAAUGAGAAUUCUUCCUGAGAGUCAACAGGAGGCAAUUCUGGAAGAUUUGCGAACAGACAUCCCAGUGCACUUCAACUUCCUGUUCUCAGAUUCUCACGUCGAAGUCAUUUCCGGAAAAUUGGAAGGAAUCUAUGCGUGGAUUGGAAUCAACUUUGUCCUUGGAAAAUUUCAGCAUGCGCAUAAUGAUGGAGACGCUGUUGUAGAGGUCAAUGUCCCGGGCAGUGAUCAACAGGCGGCGCUGGUGAGAAAAAGGACUGCUGGUGUGUUGGACAUGGGCGGCGUUUCCACACAGAUUGCAUUUGAAGUGCCCAAAAGUGUAAGCUUUGCAUCUCCACAACAGGUUAUUAUCCACGACCAAUUCUGUUUUUUCUGCUCUUUGGUUGUGUCACUCAUUCUUUCUUCUGCUCCCUGGUUGACACUGUGCACCAUUCUUGUCCCGUGGAGACCAUCUACUCUCCAUGCAUCACUUACUGAGGAAGUGGCCAAGAAUUUACUGGCCGAAUUUAAUCUGGGAUGCGAUGCCCAUCACACUGAUCAUGUGUACCGUGUGUACGUGUCCACUUUCCUGGGUUUCGGUGGAAACGCAGCGCGCCAAACAUAUGAGGAGAGCCUCAUAAAAAACACCACCAGGCAAAAUAAGCUGUCAGGUCAGCAUGUCGGCGAGACGGAAAAGACGCCCCUGCUGGACCCCUGUCUCCCCACAGACCUGCGGGAUCAGAUCGGCACCCCUGAACAGAAGCUCCAUGUGCUCGGCACGGGCGACUUUGACCAAUGCCGACUUAGGCUUCAACCCUUUCUCAACCGCACCAAUGAGACUCAGACGUCUCUGAACGGCAUUUUCCAGCCGGCCAUUGACUACAACAACAGCCAGUUUUUUGGUUUCUCUGAAUUCUACUACUGCACAGAGGACGUGCUGCGCAUGGGCGGAGACUAUAACGCUUCCAAAUAUGCCCAAGCUGCCAAGAGUUACUGUGCCACCCAGUGGAAGACUCUGAGGGAACGCUUCGACUCCGGUUUGUACGCUUCCCACGCUGAUCUCCACAGACUCCAGUAUCAGUGUUUUAAAUCUGCAUGGAUGUAUGAAAUAUUACACUCAGGCUUCUCUUUCCCGCCUGACUAUAAAAACCUGAAAACUGCAUUUUUGGUCUACGAUAAGGAAGUCCAGUGGACUCUCGGAGCUAUUCUCUUCCGAACACGCUUUUUACCUUUGAGGGACAUCCAACAGGAAAGUCUGAAAGGAGUGCACUCUCACUGGCGGCACAGCUUCUCCUUCGUUAACAACCACUACUUAUUCCUGGUUUGUUUUUUCAUCGUUCUCCUGUCAAUCAUCUUGUACAUGAUGCGACUUCGCCGAAUCCACCGGCGCGCCGCAAAGCGCUGCUCCCCUUCCUCUGUGCUGUGGCUGGAGGAUGGCUUGGGAUCACCGACGAUCCCCAUCAACCUCUAAAAACUCCGGUGCAAGCGCUUGCCAUUUGGUUUUCGAGGUUUUUUUUGCGCCAGGAAGCUCCCAUUUCAGACUUCAGGCCUAACUGAGCCACAAAAAGUGUCAGUUUCUGUAUUUGUGUCAUGUUAGAAACCGGGUGGAGAAAAUGGUUGUAUUUUCCUACAGAAGAAACUAAACAAUAUACGAAGGUUCGACUUUUUUUGUGUGGGUGAGCUCUUCGUUCUGUGUUUUUAAGGAUUUUUUAAAAAAAAGCUUAUAAUUCGCAUUUAACGCCAAAUAAUCCAUCUUUAAGCGGCAGGUGCACUGGUAUGCACAUGCAAAUGUUUAAUACUGCCCGUGGAGUUGUGUGCGUGCGCAUAAGAAUCAGACGCAACACUCGUGCAAAUGUCUUGUCACUGUUGGACUCCUUCAAAACACUCUUCAUGGCCAAUAAGGCCUGCUGUUUUUCUUAUGUCUCGUUUUUGCUGUAACGUCAAACGUAUGAGGGCUGGUGCGGCUAUUUAUGGUGCGCUUCAUUUUCAGAAGCUGUCGUAGGACUCAUGAUGAUUAUUAUAAGUGCAUGUAACAUGUUAUUUAUGCACAAUUGGUGUCAUGAAAUGUUUGUUGGACUGCGAUAUGCCAAUAAAAAGGUUGUGGUAUGAGUUUUCUCUUGCCCGAGGUGCUGAGAAAAGACAA
This is a messenger RNA of Hippocampus zosterae (dwarf seahorse), 3220 nucleotides long. It is a transcript of the gene entpd4, whose product is annotated as ectonucleoside triphosphate diphosphohydrolase 4. The record is from RefSeq and is a predicted model, not a curated record. Lineage: Eukaryota; Metazoa; Chordata; Actinopteri; Syngnathiformes; Syngnathidae. Gene Ontology annotation, molecular function: nucleoside diphosphate phosphatase activity. Bases 452 to 2548 code for a protein of 698 amino acids. Gene Ontology annotation, biological process: nucleoside diphosphate catabolic process. Gene Ontology annotation, cellular component: membrane. The transcript has 12 exons.